GACCCGGUCGGGGAGGGCUCUGCAGAAGUGCCACGUUGGGCCUUGUUGCGGCUCGAGGAACCGACUCCGAGAGCCGGCUGGGCUGUCUGGCCUGAUUGCUGUCCGUUGGGCUGUUGGGAGGCACGAGGCGAGCUGGCAGGCGGCUCUGGACAGGCUACUCGGCGGAGUAUCCCGCCCGAGGGCGGGUCUGGCCGCAAGGCGGAGGGGCCAGCGGAGCGCCCGGGGCAGUGGCUGAAGAGGGACGGAGGCGGCGGGGGCCGCUGGCCCCCGGGAGAACCAGACGAGAUGCUGGCGGAAAACCUGGUGGAGGAGUUCGAGAUGAAGGAGGAAGACUCGUCGUGGUACGACCACCAGGACCUCCAGCAAGAUCUCCAACUUGCUGCUGAGCUUGGGAAGACAUUACUGAAUCGGAACACAGAGUUGGAGGAUUCUCUUCAGCAGAUGUAUACAACCAAUCAGGAGCAGUUACAGGAAAUUGAGUACCUGACCAAGCAGGUGGAGCUUCUGCGACAGAUGAAUGAGCAGCAUGCGAAAGUUUAUGAGCAGUUAGAUGUCACAGCAAGAGAACUGGAAGAAACAAACCAAAAGCUUGUUGCUGACAGCAAGGCCUCACAGCAGAAGAUUCUGAGUCUGACUGAAACAAUCGAGUGCCUGCAAGCCAACAUCGAUCACCUCCAGAGCCAAGUGGAGGAGUUGAAGUCAUCUAGCCAAGGGAAGAGGAGCCAGGGGAAAUGUGACCAGAAGUCAGCACCCAGCUUCUCGUGUCUGAAAGAGCUCUAUGACCUGCGCCAACACUUCGUGUAUGACCACGUGUUUGCAGAGAAGAUCACUUCCUUGCCAAGUCAUCCAAGCCCCGAGGAAGAGGAAAACAAGCACUUGAAGAAUGCAGUGAGGACACUGCAAACACAGCUGAGCCUGGAGCGGCAGAGGCGGGGAGGCCUGGAAGAAGAGUAUGAGCUUGUGCUGAAGGAGAAUGAUGAGCUGCAGCAGCAGCUGGGGGCCGCUAGCGAUUACCGGGCCCGGGCGCUGGAGCUGGAGGCUGAGGUGGCUGAAAUGCGGAGGGUGCUGCAGUCGGAGCGUCCCUUCAUGAAUGGGGUUGAGAAGCUGGUGCCAGACUCCCUGUUGGUCCCUUUCAAGGAACCUGACCAGAGCCUGCUGGAGGAGAUGCUGCUAACCGUGCCGGAGACCCAGCGUAGGCCCCUCAAGCGCAGCAGCAGUGAAACGGUGCUCAGUAGCUUGGCAGGUGGUGAUAUUGUGAAGGGCCAUGAGGAGACCUGCAUCCGAAGGGCCAAGGCUGUGAAGCAGAGGGGUGUGUCCCUGCUGCAUGAAGUGGACACUCAGUAUAGUGCCCUGAAGGCCAAGUAUGAGGAGCUGCUGCGGAAAUGCCAGCAGGAGGGGGACUCACUGUCCCACAAAGCUGUGCAGACUGCCAGGGCUCCAGCCAGGGACCCAGCUGCCAGGGAUCUGACCAUCACUGGCACCCCCGAGCUUGCCUGUUCCCCCAGCAGCACACCGCCUCCUGAAUAUAAAGCGCUUUUUAAGGAGAUAUUCAACUGCAUCCAAAAGACUAAGCAGGAGAUCCAGGAGCAGAGAACGAAAUUUCGCACUCUCCCCUCUCCUUCCUAGUGGGCUUCCAGCUCCCCUGCUCAUUUCCUGUCUCCCAUUACCCCUCCCCCAAUCAGACAUAUGUUUGUAGAGCCCAAAGCCUGAAGCUGCUCAGCACGCUUUGCCUACUUAGCAAGUGUGUGUGUACAGCAAGGAGAGGAUGAUGGCUCCUGGUAUCAGUUCCCUAACCCAGUUCCCUUUAAGCCCCUCGGGAAGUAGUAUGACAAACUGGCCUCUGGCUGGUGCACUGAUUAGGCUGCCAUUUCAUGAGAAGCCCCAGAAGCAGUGGGGGCCGAAUUGUGCUCCUAGACAGGUAGGCCUGGAGUUUCCAUAGGAUGCAGUUAUUUAUAUGCAGUGCAUAGCAUAUCCUGGAAAAAGUGAGGUUGAAACUAAGCUGAGGCACUCCCUGCUGCCUUUGUGCUUAACUUCUUGAAGCUGUGGAAGUCAGCUGCCACUUGAACAGUCUUCACAAACCGUGUUGGAUACUUUGAAUUCAUUAACGAGAACAUUCAGGAGACAGUAAAGGUCUGAUCCAAAGAAACAGUAUUAACAAAUAUUCCACAACUUUGAGUUUUGAUUGCUACCAGUUGACUGUGACAGGUAAUCCUAACAGAUCUAAACCCACUGAAUACACCCCUGAAAGGUGAGCUCUGCUUGAACAGAGUUAGCCUGUGGGCUCCAACGGCCUCCACCCUACAUCCAAACAUCUACGCGCAAAGUACAGUGGUUAGGAUAGCUAAAUACACACAUCUUUUCUUUUCUUAAAAUUCAAACAAAGGGGACCAACCUCUCCUGUGCUAUCUGACCCAAAUGACCUGCUCAGUUCCUGCUGCUCCUGUCAAUGGUUGGACUUGACUGCCAGAAUUCCUGUCUACUGCUUUAUUGAACAGUAUUGGCGUUCCAACUGUGGAAAUAGUUUCCUUGAACUUGCAUACUUGCAUAUGUUAAUUUAAAACUAUUUAAGAGAGCUGAGGAUCCAGUAAUUGUAUAUAUUUUUCUAAAAACCAAAUAAAGCUGCCUGUGAAAAUGAACAAAUGGAUCUAUUGCUUAUUAAUUUAAGCUUAAGCCAUUUCACUGUUAUAACCAAUUAUCCACUCUUUUUUUCUCCCAACAAUAUCUUUAGGAAGAUUUGGUAGUGGUUCUUUUUUCCAUUUUGUUUAAAUAGGUUCUUGGGAUUGUGUAAUAGCACCAAUUCUCAGGUGGAUAAGUGUUGGUUAACAUUACUAUAUGAUUUUAAAACAUUUUUGAAUUUAUAUACUCUAAUUUUUCACUAUUUUAGGAGUAUCAGACUUGAUUUUGAAUUAAUAGCAUCUGACUAGUUGAUUCUCAAAACACUUGCUCAUUCUAUUAUAGGAAAGAAACCUUUCAAUAUUCAAACAUUAAAUGACCAUUGAAUCUAAAUUAGUUUUGCUUUUGGAUUAUUUAAGUUUUAAAAAUGUGGGUUAAGGUAUUUUUCAAAGAGUUUGUAAAGUUAGUUAUUUUCCCUGACCUCCCAACCCAUCUCCUCCCCAGAAUCAACUAGUUAUAUUUCUUAUAUAUUCCAAAAUAUUCUAUGUAUACAUUACUACACAAGUAUGUAUAUGACCCAUAGUUUAAACAAAGAAGAGUAUACUAUCAGCACUUGCUGCAUCUGCCAUUUUUACUAAACUGUGUAUCUUUGAAAUCAUAUAUAUUUAUCUGACCAUCUACAUUCUUUAUGAUAGCUGGAUAGUAUUCCAGUAUACAUACACACACAUACUCCCUGGUGGGUUGAUUGUGUCUAGUCUUUGCUACUAUGAAAAGAAUCUAACAAAAUAACAAUCUUUGUUCCUUUUUGUCUUGACAAUUCUUUGAUCCAUCUGAAUUCAUUUCUUGUAUUUCUUAUGGUAAAAAUAUACAUAGUAUAACAAUCUU
Molecule: messenger RNA, 3498 nt
Organism: Phyllostomus discolor (pale spear-nosed bat)
Lineage: Eukaryota; Metazoa; Chordata; Mammalia; Chiroptera; Phyllostomidae
Gene: CDR2
Product: cerebellar degeneration related protein 2
Exons: 5
Coding region: 286-1626 (446 amino acids)
Source: RefSeq, a predicted model, not a curated record